Messenger RNA from Physcomitrium patens, 513 nucleotides. NCBI's taxonomy places the organism in Eukaryota, Viridiplantae, Streptophyta, Bryopsida, Funariales, Funariaceae. The record is from RefSeq and is a predicted model, not a curated record.
AUGAGGGGUGUCAGAGGAGGAGGUGGCAAAGGAGGAGACUUUGGAAAACAUGUCGACUCCGCAAAUAAUCGUCCUCUUAAUCCUCGAGAAGAAUGCUUGUUUUCGACUCCAGCUGCAAUUGUGCACCUUGUUGAUGAGCAACAGAACCCUCGAUUGGCAACUGACCCCUUCUCAAUCGUCCGCAUUACUCAAAAGGGCAACGGCAGUGUUGUGAUUGUGCGUGUUGGAGAGGACUUGCAUUGGCCUUUUGAUGGUGAUCGCUUAGUAACGCUGAAUUACGGAGUGACGUUUCCGGACCAUAAGGAUCAUGAGAAAGAGUUCAAGCAGUUAGAUGAACUAUUAUCUUUGCACAGUUCCUUUUCAUCUCCAACCCUUGUACAUGGAGAUCAACAAAAAAACAAGUUUAUUCAGAAUACGCAACAGUUGCCAUUACAUGAGAAAGGGAACGAAUUCGUUGCUCCUUCAGCCAAACCAGAUAGAAAGUAUGGUGGUCAAGGAAGUAUUAUGAAGUGA